AUGUUUACGGUGAUCCCUGACGCUAACACACGACACCGGCCUUGUGAGAACCUGGCGGCGGCGCGCGGGGAGUUUGUGAUCUUUAGUUUAGUUUAUUGUAAAUAAACUCCAGCUGCAAUGUUCCGGUGUAAAGCGGUGUGGAAUAAACUGGGCCCGGUGGCGCGAGCCUCCUCCACGCUGUGUCGGCAAACCGGGAAGAGAGCGCUGCUGAGGCAGGACAGGAGGCCGGCGUUCGCACCGCAGACCCACAUGUCAUCGGGUCCGUUGGGAGGAGGCGGAGACAACGCCAUAUACUACGUGCUGGUGGGAGCGGCAUGUGUGGGAGGCGGAGUCUAUGCUUACCGCACCCUCUCGGGAGACAGCACCAGGUACUUCGAGAGAAUCACAGAAAUCGAGGACAGGGCGAAGAAAACGGCAGAACCCGUUCGUCCCACUCCUGCUGUAACGAAAGAACCAGAGGUCACGGCAGCAGAAGCAGGAAAGACAGAACAAACAAAAGAACCCACGGCUGAAGAUGUCUCAGAACCCAUACAUGAGUCUUCAGUUGACGAAUCUUCUCAAGAACCAACAGCAACUGAAGUUGACCCAGGAGCCCUUGUGUCUGAGCCAACUGUAACAGAAGCUGCUUCUGAAACUGUUCCAGAAGACCCUACUCCAGAACCUUCUGUAACAGAAGCUGCUUCUGAAACUGUUCCAGAAGACCCUACUCCAGAACCUCCUGUAACAGAAGCUGCUUCUGAAACUGUUCCAGAAGACCCUACUCCAGAACCUUCUGUAACAGAAGCUGCUUCUGAAACUGUUCCAGAAGACCCUACUCCAGAACCUUCUGUAACAGAAGCUGCUUCUGAAACUGUUCCAGAAGACCCUACUCCAGAACCUCCUGUAACAGAAGCUGCUUCUGAAACUGUUCCAGAAGACCCUACUCCAGAACCUUCUGUAACAGAAGCUGCUUCUGAAACUGUUCCAGAAGACCCUACUCCAGAACCUCCUGUAACAGAAGCUGCUUCUGAAACUGUUCCAGAAGACCCUACUCCAGAACCUUCUGUAACAGAAGCUGCUUCUGAAACUGUUCCAGAAGACCCUACUCCAGAACCUCCUGUAACAGAAGCUUGUACUCCUGAACCUGUCGUGGAGGACCCUACUCCAGAACCUUCUUUAACAGAAGCUGUCCCAGAACCCCUUGUUUCUGAAUCAUCUAUAACAGAACCAACUGGAGAAGAAGUGCGCCUUGAAGCUCCUGUAACUGAAGCUCAUGUCACUGAAGAAAAAUCUGCUGAAGAACCUCCAGCUCCUGUUGUUGAGAGCGAGCCUGUGCCUGAAGUGGCGGCAGAAAGCGUGCCUGAGACUCCACCAGUAGCCCAAAGUGAGCCUGAACCUGCUCCCACUGCCGCCGCCCCUGUAGAACCCACGCCUGCCCUCCCUGAGGUCCCUGCACACACCCCUUACCUCCUGAUUGGUGGAGGAACGGCAUCGUUUGCAGCAGCGAGGUCUAUUCGUGCCCGUGACCCUGGUGCUCGGGUUUUGAUCGUGACUGAAGAAACCGACCUGCCGUACAUGAGGCCUCCUCUGUCCAAAGAGCUGUGGUUCUCUGACGACCCCGCCGUCACAGAAACACUCCGCUUCAAACAGUGGAACGGCAAAGAGAGGAGCAUUUAUUUCCAACCUCCUUCUUUCUACGUGAACCCCAGUGAGCUGGAAACGGUGGAAAAUGGGGGCGUGGCUGUGCUGAUGGGGAAGAAGGUGGUGCACAUGGACGUCAGGGAGAAUAAAGUUAGACUGAGUGACGGUGCUGAGAUCUCUUAUGACAAAUGUUUGAUUGCUACAGGUGGAGUUCCCAGAAACCUGCAGGUAAUUGAGCGAGCCAGCGAGGAGGUGAAGAACAGGACGACGCUUUUUAGGAAGAUUGAGGAUUUCAAAGCGCUGGAGAAAGUUUCCCGAGAGCUCAAGUCCAUCACUAUCAUCGGGGGCGGAUUCCUGGGCAGCGAGCUGGCCUGCGCCUUGGGCAGGAGAUCUCAUGAUCUGGGCCUGGAGGUGAUUCAGCUGUUCCCGGAGAAAGGGAACAUGGGUAAAGUUCUACCUGAGUACCUGAGCAACUGGACCACAGACAAAGUGAAUAAAGAGGGCGUCCAGGUGCUGACGGAAGCUGUGGUUAAGAACGUGUCCUAUAAGGACGGAAAAUUGGAGAUAAAACUGAAAGACGGUCGACUGGUGAAGACGGAUCACAUCGUGGCAGCCGUGGGUUUGGAGCCCAGCAUCGAGCUGGCGAAAUCCGCCGGCCUGGAGAUCGACUCGGACUUCGGAGGGUAUCGGGUGAACGCCGAGCUGCAGGCGCGAUCCAACAUCUGGGUGGCAGGUGAUGCUGCAUGUUUCUAUGACAUCAAGCUGGGUCGGAGGCGGGUGGAGCAUCAUGAUCACGCGGUGGUGAGCGGCAGACUCGCUGGAGAAAACAUGACCGGAGCCAGAAAGCCCUACUGGCACCAGUCCAUGUUCUGGAGUGACCUGGGCCCUGAUGUAGGAUACGAAGCCAUCGGUAUUGUAGACAGCAGUCUCCCAACUGUAGGAGUGUUUGCAAAAGCUACAGCCAAGGACACACCCAAAGCAGCUACUGAGCAAUCAGGUACAGGAAUCAGGUCGGAGAGUGAGACGGAGGAGGUUGCCGGGACACUUUCCACAGCUACAGCAGCUCCUGCCCCGCCCACACAGCAGGAGAAUUAUGGGAAAGGAGUGAUCUUCUACCUGAGGGACAAAGUGGUGGUUGGCAUCGUGCUGUGGAACGUCUUUAACAGGAUGCCCAUUGCCAGGAAGAUCAUUAAAGAUGGAGAGGAACACGCUGAUCUGAACGAGGUGGCCAAGCUGUUCAAUAUUCAUGAAGACUAAACACACACGCUGUACUUGUGGAACCUGGGAAAAACUUCUGCAAAAAAUUACCAUGCGCACACACACACACACACACACACACACACACGCACAUAACUCUAUCAGACCUGUGGUUCUGCCUCCAGCCCUGUUGGUGGCGCUGUGGUCGUGGCUCGCUAUUGGACUCGUCAGAUCAGUACUGUUCCGUCUCUCCUGAAGAAAACCUGUUGUUUAUACGGGGACAUUGUACACGUGUUUUCUAGUGAGGUCAGUAAAUGUAUAUUUGCAAAACGCUUGAGCCGUCCUCUCUUUCCUGGAGUCUCGACUUUUUUUGCUGCAUGAGGUGUUGAAACCCCAAUCAGGAUCCACGGUAUGCUAAGUCAGCGUUCCAGUACUGCUUUAACACACCUUUAUGUUCCUUUCAUGUUAACUACGCUACAGAUGUGGUCACUUACAAUUCAAGGUUUUUUUUUUUUAUUAUUAUUAUUUUAAAUGGGAUAUUUGAAUCAAUGUUUCAUAUGUGCUUCAGGAUUUGUAAUUGAAAGUAAGUAUGUUACGUAAGUAAGAUGUGAUGUACAGGUUUGAGCGUAGCUCAUAAGUAUAUUUACACUAGCUAUGCAGCAGUUUAAACAUGUUUAUGAUUCAGUGUUUGCAUUAUAAACAGCUUCAUCCACCAUUUUCUGGAUUUGUAUCACUGCCUUCUGGGUAAAUUGCGAUGCUGGUGUUGACUCGAUCCCUCCGUGCAGUAAACCAUCAACCUUGGCUUGAGCUGGAGAGGAAUUAAAGGAAUGCCCCUGAACAAGGGGAAGUGGUCAAGGGUGUGUUAAACAGUAUUGGAACUCUGGGGCAAAGCAUCUCGUACACAUUUCAUUGGAUAAAGUUGAGCUGUUGGAGUGAUUCUGAUUGGGUUUUUUUUUUACCAUGAGAAAAAGCUGCACAAACUCCUCUCUCAUCUCUCCUGAACCAUGUGACAUGAUUUGUUUUUCUGAGACUUAAUUAAAACAAAUUAUUUUUGAACUUG
Messenger RNA from Pangasianodon hypophthalmus (striped catfish), 3877 nucleotides. RefSeq names its product apoptosis inducing factor mitochondrion associated 1 (gene aifm1). The coding region runs from base 118 to 2877 and encodes 919 amino acids. Gene Ontology annotation, molecular function: protein dimerization activity; NAD(P)H oxidase H2O2-forming activity; FAD binding. The transcript has 19 exons. The record is from RefSeq and is a predicted model, not a curated record. Gene Ontology annotation, cellular component: cytoplasm; mitochondrion. Gene Ontology annotation, biological process: mitochondrial respiratory chain complex assembly; apoptotic process. NCBI's taxonomy places the organism in Eukaryota, Metazoa, Chordata, Actinopteri, Siluriformes, Pangasiidae.